GAGCGGGGCGGUCGCGGCGGCCGGGGCUGCUGAUCCUGCAUCGGACCUGGGAGCCGGCGGCGGCCGGGCGCCGAGCAGUGUGUCUUCUAGCCUGAAAAAGUCUUCCAUGAAAACUUCACUUUUUAAAAAUAAGUAAUGUCAUCUGGUUUCCUAAAAGACUGAAAUAUGAAGGCCGUCGUUUCGAGGAUAUAUUCCAAGGAGUGGGAUUCAUAUGUCAUAUGGUACGUCUGUUUCUAGCUUUUUGAGGAAGCGUCAAAUUGAUUUCCAAAAUGGUUGUACCAUUUUUUACCAGCAGUGGGGCCCCAUGGUUAUGAAUGUGCAUCAACUUCAUAAUGCCUCCUGCUAUGGCAGACAUUCUUGACAUCUGGGCAGUGGAUUCGCAGAUAACAUCUGAUGGCUCCAUACCUGUGGAUUUCCUUUUGCCCACUGGGAUCUAUAUCCAGUUGGAGGUACCUCGGGAAGCUACCAUUUCUCAUAUUAAGCAGAUGUUAUGGAAGCAAGUUCACAAUUACCCAAUGUUUAACCUCCUUAUGGAAAUUGACUCCUAUAUGUUUGCAUGUGUGAAUCAAACUGCCGUAUAUGAGGAGCUCGAAGAUGAAACAAGAAGACUCUGUGAUGUCAAACCUUUUCUUCCAGUUCUCAAAUUAGUGACAAGAAGUUGUGACCCAGGGGAGAAAUUAGACUCAAAAAUUGGAGUCCUUAUAGGAAAAGGUCUGCAUGAAUUUGAUGCCUUGAAGGAUCCUGAAGUGAAUGAAUUCAGAAGAAAAAUGCGCAAAUUCAGUGAGGAAAAGAUUCAGUCGCUUAUAGGAUUGUCAUGGAUGGACUGGCUGAAGCAAACAUAUCCACCAGAGCACGAACCAUCCAUCCUUGAAAACUUAGAAGAUAAACUUUAUGGAGGGAAGCUCAUUGUGGCUGUUCAUUUUGAAAAUUGUCAGGAUGUGUUUAGCUUUCAAGUAUCUCCUAAUAUGAAUCCUAUAAAAAUAAAUGAAUUGGCAAUCCAAAAACGUUUGACUAUUCAUGGGAAAGAAGAUGAAGUUAGCCCUUGUGACUAUGUGUUGCAAGUCAGUGGGAGAGUAGAAUAUGUAUUUGGUGAUCAUCCGCUGAUUCAGUUCCAGUAUAUCCGGAACUGUGUAAUGAACAGGACCCUGCCCCAUUUUACACUUGUGGAGUGCUGUAAGAUCAAGAAGAUGUAUGAACAGGAAAUGGUUGCCAUAGAUGCUGCCAUAAAUCGAAGUUCAUCCGACCUUCCUCUUCCUUUACCACCAAAGAAAACGCGAAUUAUUUCUCAUGUUUGGGAAAAUAAGCACCCUUUCCAGAUUGUCUUGGUUAAGGGAAAUAAACUUAACACAGAAGAAACUGUAAAAGUUCACGUCAGGGCUGGUCUUUUUCACGGUACUGAGCUCCUGUGUAAAACCGUCGUAAGUGCAGAGAUAUCAGGGAAAAGUGAUCACAUUUGGAAUGAACCACUGGAAUUUGAUAUUAAUACUUGCGACCUGCCAAGAAUGGCUCGAUUAUGUUUUGCUGUUUAUGCAGUUUUGGAUAAAGUUAAAACGAAGAAAUCAACUAAAACUAUUAAUCCCUCUAAGUAUCAAACCAUCAGGAAAGCUGGAAAAGUGCAUUAUCCUGUAGCCUGGGUAAAUACAAUGGUUUUUGACUUUAAAGGACAGUUGAGAUCUGGAGACAUAAUAUUGCACAGCUGGUCUUCAUUUCCUGAUGAACUUGAAGAAAUGUUGAAUCCAAUGGGAACUGUUCAAACAAAUCCAUAUACUGAAAAUGCAACAGCUUUGCAUAUUAAAUUCCCAGAGAAUAAAAAACAACCUUAUUAUUACCCUCCCUUCGAUAAGAUUAUUGAAAAGGCAGCUGAGAUUGCAAGCAGUGAUGGUGCUAAUGUAUCAAGUCGUGGUGGAAAAAAGUUUCUUGCUGUACUAAAAGAAAUCUUGGACAGGGAUCCCUUAUCUCAACUAUGUGAGAAUGAAAUGGACCUUAUUUGGACUUUGCGACAAGACUGCAGAGAGAAUUUCCCACAAUCACUGCCAAAAUUAUUGCUGUCUAUCAAGUGGAAUAAACUUGAGGAUGUUGCUCAGCUUCAGGCACUUCUUCAGAUUUGGCCUAAAUUGCCCCCCCGGGAGGCCCUGGAGCUUCUGGAUUUCAAUUAUCCAGACCAAUACGUGCGGGAAUAUGCUGUGGGCUGCCUUCAACAGAUGAGCGAUGAAGAACUCUCUCAAUACCUUUUACAGCUGGUGCAGGUGUUGAAAUACGAGCCUUUCCUGGACUGCGCCCUCUCUCGGUUCCUGUUAGAAAGGGCGCUGGCUAACCGGAGGAUCGGGCAGUUUCUGUUCUGGCAUCUGAGGUCAGAAGUACACAUCCCUGCUGUCUCAGUACAAUUUGGUGUCAUCCUUGAAGCAUACUGUCGGGGAAGCGUAGGCCACAUGAAAGUGCUUUCCAAGCAGGUUGAAGCACUAAAUAAGUUAAAAACUUUAAAUAGUUUAAUCAAACUGAAUGCAGUGAAGCUAAACAGAGCCAAAGGGAAGGAGGCCAUGCACACCUGUUUAAAACAGAAUGCUUACCGGGAAGCCCUCUCUGACCUACAGUCGCCUCUGAACCCAUGUGUCAUCCUCUCAGAACUCUAUGUUGAAAAGUGCAAAUACAUGGAUUCCAAGAUGAAGCCUUUGUGGCUGGUGUACAACAACAAAGUGUUUGGUGAGGAUUCAGUCGGAGUGAUUUUUAAAAAUGGUGAUGAUUUACGACAGGAUAUGUUGACACUUCAAAUGCUGCGCCUGAUGGAUCUACUCUGGAAAGAAGCUGGUCUAGAUCUUCGGAUGCUGCCUUAUGGCUGUUUAGCAACAGGAGAUCGCUCUGGCCUGAUUGAAGUUGUGAGCACCUCUGAAACAAUUGCCGACAUUCAGCUGAACAGUAGCAAUGUGGCAGCUGCUGCAGCCUUCAACAAAGAUGCCCUUCUGAACUGGCUUAAAGAAUACAAUUCAGGGGAUGAUCUGGACCGAGCUAUUGAGGAGUUUACCCUGUCCUGUGCUGGCUACUGUGUAGCUUCUUAUGUCCUUGGGAUUGGUGACAGACAUAGUGACAACAUCAUGGUCAAGAAAACUGGCCAGCUCUUCCACAUUGACUUUGGACAUAUUCUUGGAAACUUCAAGUCUAAAUUUGGCAUUAAAAGGGAGCGAGUGCCUUUUAUACUUACCUAUGAUUUCAUUCAUGUCAUUCAACAAGGAAAAACAGGAAACACAGAAAAGUUUGGCCGGUUCCGCCAGUGUUGUGAGGAUGCAUAUCUGAUCUUACGACGGCAUGGGAGUCUCUUCAUCACUCUGUUUGCACUGAUGUUGACUGCAGGGCUUCCUGAGCUCACAUCAGUCAAGGAUAUACAGUAUCUCAAGGAUUCUCUUGCCUUAGGGAAGAGUGAAGAAGAAGCACUCAAACAAUUCAAGCAAAAAUUUGAUGAGGCACUCAGGGAAAGCUGGACUACUAAAGUAAACUGGAUGGCCCACACAGUUCGGAAAGACUACAGAUCUUAACCAUCAGCCUUUGCUCUUAAUAUAUUUGUUGGUUUCAUUUAGUUUUCAUUUUGCACUUGCACUAAAUUGAACAUGACCCUGCCAGAGAUGUUAUAAAGGGAAUGAAAUCCUGGAAUUCAGUUAAAAGAAGAUCAAGGCAUUCCACAGAACUUAACCUGAAAAGUCCCUGAUGAUCACCCUUCGCUUAUUGAAUGCUUGAUCGAGACUCAUCAUGAAAAAUGUCAACAUUAUGGAUAAUCACUUCCUGCUGAUUUUGCACUCCAAGGAAUGCUACUAGAGAUUUUUUUCCUUAUUAUAAUUAUUUUUUAAGUGUUUGGUACUUUUACAGAAAGAUGUAAAUACUUCUUUUCAGUAUUGUGACCAAGUGUUAUCACUCAGCCAACUUAUCCACAAACUGGGGCUGGUAGCUUUCCAAGCAAGGCUUAAAAGAAAGGUAUUUUUCUUCCUUUUUUUAAAUGUAUAAGCUACAAAUUAUGGUAUAAUUUGAAAUUAUGAUUAUUUUUCAAAAGAAAUGUUUUGAAUCGGUGGAAACUUGUUGAUUUUUUCCUAAUACUUAUCUACCAUGAUAGCAUCAUUCCACCCAGACUUACUGAAAAUCUACUGUUGAGGCAAAUAUUAUUUAUACACACACAUAUAGAUAGAUACAGAUAUAUCUAAUAUAUAUCUAUAUAGGUAUAUGUAGAUAUAUAUAAUAUACACAUAUAUAUGUAUGCUGCAUAUAUAUUUAUAAAAUUUCUCGUGAGAGUUCUAUGUAAAAAAAGUGUUUCUUUGGUUUUCUUCAGCCUCAGUUUUAAAGUUUUACAAAAAAUACAGCUUUUCUUUAAAGUUACCUUUCAGUUAACUGUGUGAUCCAGUUCUUCCAGCUGCUUCUGUAAUGAGGCACAUAUUAAUACAGUUUUUACAUGGUUAUCUAUGAAAGAGUUCAUAGAGCCUAAUACUUGAGCAAAUGUAUUCAAGAAAGAAAGCAAAUGAAAAGGAACCUAUUUAUGGAAUAAACUCCAGAUCUAAAAUCCAGCGUUUUAUUAAAAUGCCAGCAGUUCUUACUGUAUUUAUUAAAACUUGUAUUAAUGUGAUUUUUCAAGGAUAUUCAAAUUGAAAUGGUUUUAUGCUACUUGGCAUUCUUUAAUUUAUUUGUUGAGGUACCAUGUAUUUAGGGUGCUAGAUGGCAAAUAAUGUUAAUAUGUGCAAUAGGAGCUACUGGUUUGAAUGUGUAAAUGAAUGCCCUUUCUGAGUACUGGCAACAUCCAAAGAAUAUUGGGAGCUCUCAGUCCUCAAUGAUGUGGAAAAGAGAACUGAGUAUUUGCCCUGUGACUGAGUUUUCUAUAGAAAUUUUAUUAAAAAAUUGUUUAAA
Molecule: messenger RNA, 4878 nt
Organism: Loxodonta africana (African savanna elephant)
Lineage: Eukaryota; Metazoa; Chordata; Mammalia; Proboscidea; Elephantidae
Gene: PIK3CB
Product: phosphatidylinositol-4,5-bisphosphate 3-kinase catalytic subunit beta
Exons: 25
Coding region: 315-3527 (1070 amino acids)
Biological process (GO): cell migration; phosphatidylinositol 3-kinase/protein kinase B signal transduction; phosphatidylinositol-3-phosphate biosynthetic process
Cellular component (GO): phosphatidylinositol 3-kinase complex; plasma membrane; cytoplasm
Molecular function (GO): 1-phosphatidylinositol-3-kinase activity; 1-phosphatidylinositol-4-phosphate 3-kinase activity
Source: RefSeq, a predicted model, not a curated record